Molecule: messenger RNA, 1211 nt
Organism: Xyrauchen texanus (razorback sucker)
Lineage: Eukaryota; Metazoa; Chordata; Actinopteri; Cypriniformes; Catostomidae
Gene: rad1
Product: RAD1 homolog (S. pombe)
Exons: 6
Coding region: 145-984 (279 amino acids)
Biological process (GO): DNA damage checkpoint signaling; DNA repair
Cellular component (GO): checkpoint clamp complex; nucleus
Molecular function (GO): 3'-5' exonuclease activity
Source: RefSeq, a predicted model, not a curated record
GUGAGAGGGAGAGGAUGAACAAUAACAGACUGUCCAAAAUAUUGGACGAUUGAGCGGCGCCAACCUCGAAACAAAAGUCUACUCGCUCUGUUUUAAACAAUGAAAACCUUUUUCAUGUGUAUUUGAUGUUGACAUCGCAGAAGCAUGCCUCUGUCAACUCAGUCCCAAGCAGAUGAUGACCAGUACAUUCUUAUAGCCAGUCUGGAUAAUGCAAAGAAUCUCUCCAACAUCCUCAAAGCCAUCUCUUUCAAGGACCAUGCCAUCUUUAAUGCAACACAGAAUGGUUUAAAGGUGACAGUAGAGGACUCCAAGUGUCUUCAAGCCAAUGCAUUCAUUCAGGCUGACAUCUUUCAAGAAUUCAUCAUCAAAGUGGAUGCAGUCGGGUUUCAGGUGAACUUGACUGUGCUCCUGGAUUGCCUCACCAUAUUUGCUGGUAGCACAGUGCCAGGUGUGUGCACUGCCCUGAAAAUGUGCUACGCUGGCUAUGGACACCCACUGACAUUGUUCCUGGAGGAAGGCGGCGUGGUCACAGUGUGCAAAAUCAAUACACAGGAGCCGGAGGAGCCCAUAGACUUUGAUUUUUGCAGCACAAAUGUAAUCAACAAGGUUAUUCUACAGUCAGACAGUCUCAAAGAGGCUUUCUCUGAGCUUGACAUGACCAGUGAGGUUCUCCAGAUUACUAUGUCACCAAGCCAUCCUUACUUCAGAUUAUCCACAUUUGGAAACUCUGGGAAUGCCCAUUAUGAUUACCCUAAAGACUCCGACAUGAUGGAGCUGUUCCAGUGUACUAAAACGCAGACAAACAGGUAUAAGAUGUCCCUGUUGAAGCCCUCUACAAAGGCUUUGGCCCUGUCCUGUAAAGUCUCAGUGAGGACUGACAGUCGAGGCUUCCUCUCUCUACAAUAUCUUGUGAGGAACGAUGAUGGACAGAUUUGUUUUGUGGAAUAUUAUUGCUGCCCAGAUGAAGAAGUGGAAGAAGAAUAGAUGGGACAUUUUUCAUGGUUUCUUUUGACUUUUACCAAUAUUGUAACGUUUACAAUGGAGAUGCUUCAUUUGAUUGGUUUGUUCUUAUGUACAACAUCUUUGCUUGUAAGGCUUUCUGAAAGAGCAAUGGUUUAUUGUAUAAUAUUUAGUGCACACUUAACUGAUAUUACAUCCCUCUGUAAUUAAAAAAAUGUUAACUAUAGUUAUAAAUAAAGUUCACGCUUUUA